CAACACCUCCUCCUAAGAAGAUGAUGCGAUCGGCUUCGCGGACGACAAGUGCUCCCGCCGACAUGCCUGGUUCAGAGCUUCUACCGGAGGUGGCAGAGCAGGAAUUCGGUGAGAUGUCCGAUUCGUCUGUUUCUUCCAACGACUCCUUUGGACAGACGACGGAGAGAAUUCGGGAUGUUACAACGACUCCUCAGGUUGCUCCUCAGUCGGCCAACACGCCUACCACAACGCCGACAGCGGCACGAACAACUCCUUCAGGAGGUAAUGGUCACAGCCGGGAUAGACAUCCGCCGCAUUAUGGUUCCCGGGGAGACCAGCAGAAACCAACCGCACCACCCCUAUUCAACCUCUCCGCCGCAGACUCCGAAGCAUACCGGAAGCGUUCAUCCAGCGUCACCGGCGUUCCGGGCUACUUCACCUCAACCCCUUCCACAACCGCCUCCCGUCUCCCCCAAUCACCACCAAUCACCCUCCCUCCAAUCCUCCCAACCCUCGAAAACCGCUCCAGUCCCACGAAAUCAGCGAGUACGAAACAAAAGUUGUUCAGUCGACCGAGUAAGAUCGUGACGAAUGCGGCGCAUGGGCUAGCACAUACGAUGAGUCAGGCUAAAUCACCCACCAGCCCGAUCUUUUCUCGGGGAGGGAGUAGUGGAGGUGGCCAUGGUGGGGGGCAUUCGCAUAGUUUGGGGCCAUUGCAUAUUCACCAUCUACAUCGACACGAUUCAGACGCGAGCACUGCGCACACACCCGAGUAUGGACCACCAGGAUCCCUCUACGCAAGUACAGUCAACACCCCAUCCCCCGGCGCCGCACCCUCUCCACCCAUCCUCCCCCUCGCACCCACAGCCCCUCCCCAAAAAUCCCGGAAUCCUCUCCUGAGAACCCGAAAAGACUCGAAUCCAUCCCUCCUGAGUUCCGCACACAGUAUCAUCUCCUCUCACCGCCCCUCUCUCGAUCUCCUGGGCCGUCCCAGUCUCGAUACCUUGGGCGGCGGCGGGGCCCUUCCUAAUUCGCCAUCGAGUAGUAUGUUCGGACCCCUCCAACUCCAGAAAUCAAUUUCCACGCUCGAUAUCCGCUCAGCAUCCGCACACGCAACCUCCUCCACCUACGACUCCUGGCUCACAUCCGAUGUGUGGCCUUUGCUCAGUGCCCGGGUGCUGCCGUUGUUUAGUGGCGAGGGGUUGAGGGUACCGGUUGAGGAUUUGAAUAAGUUGAUGAUUUCGCAUAUUAGGAGGUGUGUGGGGGAUAACACCACGUACACCCUCCUCGACGACCUCCAUGACUUACUGGAGGUGGGUAUGACAUCCCUCAACCAACCGCCUCUCACAUCCUCCUCCCUCCCCCCCGAACGACUCAUCCCCCGCCUCGUCGAGGUGUGGGAAUUCUUUUUUGGACGGGUGUUACCCUAUCUCGAGGCCGUGUUUUUGCCGUUACAGAAAGAGUGGAAGGGUGUCGGGAGUGUGUUGAGUGAGAGGGGGAGUGAGAUGGUGUGGGGGGCUGAGAGGGGGGAAAUUGAUAUCAGGAGGAUUGCAUUGAUGGAGUUUAGGGAUGUGGUUAUUCUGCCGAAUCAGAAGGUGUUUGAGAGGCUACAUGGGGUCUUUUCGAGUUUGAGACUCGAUAUUGAUUCUGCGCAGAAUAUCACUGAUACCGCUAGUCGGUUACUACAGUGUGUAUCGGUCCUUGCCUCGAUCCUAUCUGGGGACGAGAAGCAGGCGGGUAUGGAUAAACGUGCGUUCUCCUUCUCUUCUUCAACUCCUUUCCUUGGUUCUAUACUAAUGGUGCGAUGUAGUUGCCAGAACGCUAAAAGAUAACUGGUUCCGUCGCAGGUUGGGGGGUGACCGCAGAGGCUUCGUGGGUGAGAAAAGGGGCGAGAGGAUUAAAGCCGGUCGAUGAUUUCUUUAAACUGACGCUCGAGUUUUCCUUUCAUGAUUCGUGGUGGGAGUGAUGAUGCGGGGUUUGGCUUGGUCUUCGGUCCAGCCGUCGACGUUGCAGUUGUGGCCUUUGUUUUCUGCUUUGGUUUGGUGACGGUGUUGGCGUUCUUUGAGAUUCGUCCGGUAUGCGCAAUAUGACCUUGACGCUUUGCAUUCCGUCGUUCGGUGCGGUGUGUGCCUUUGGUGUGUAGUUUGUCGUAUUCAGCGGCGGUUUGGUCGGCGUACUCUUCCAGACCAGAGAGUCAAAGCUCCUCAU
Saitoella complicata NRRL Y-17804 is the source of this 2187-nucleotide messenger RNA. Its product is annotated as HbrB-domain-containing protein. Gene Ontology annotation, cellular component: TORC2 complex. The record is from RefSeq and is a predicted model, not a curated record. The transcript is spliced from 2 exons. NCBI's taxonomy places the organism in Eukaryota, Fungi, Ascomycota, Saitoellomycetes, Saitoellales, Saitoellaceae. Gene Ontology annotation, biological process: TORC2 signaling. Bases 21 to 1811 code for a protein of 596 amino acids.